Leptinotarsa decemlineata (Colorado potato beetle) is the source of this 2461-nucleotide messenger RNA. RefSeq lists its product as uncharacterized. Lineage: Eukaryota; Metazoa; Arthropoda; Insecta; Coleoptera; Chrysomelidae. The record is from RefSeq and is a predicted model, not a curated record.
UAUGACAGGUAUCGCUAAAAAUAUGUUUAUGUGCCAAAAUGUUUUAUGAAAACCAGACGUAAAUUAAAAUUUUAAAAACAUUGCUUUUUCCGAAUCAUGAGCGAUAACAACCGGACAUGUAGCAAUGAGGCUAUGGAAAAAAUGAUUGGAAAUGUGACUGCUGAAUUACAAAAUACUGAUGGCCAGUAUAUUAAUUUAGGAUUCACACCACCUUCAACACCCCCAGAACAAUUGAAUUGGUCCCAACAGCCCAGUUAUAUGAACCACUACAACGCUGGUGUUGAGCAAUACCCGCAACAACCCUUCAAUUUCAUGCCACCACAUCCUCAAAUGUUUGACCAAAACGGGUACAAAAAAAACUUCAAUAACCUUUCCGAGUAUGAUAUGUAUAAAAUGAGACAAAAUGGAGCCGCAGAUAUUGGUCGCUUCGAAAGGGACUACUACGUUCCACAAAUGCUGAACAAUAUUCCACUGCAACCCCAUCAAGACGCAGUGCCUCUCUCAUCGACUCGAGGCCAACUGUUUGAUCUUGUCGGUAACUGGAUCGGACCUACCAUCAAUGGUACUUACUCUCCUUUUGGUACUUCUGAGAAUUACCCGCCUAAUCCUAAUGUAUUUGAUUUACAACAAGAUCUCACAAACGCGAAUAUAAUUCAUCAACUAGGUGAAGAACCGAAAUUUGCCACUGCUGAUCACUUGGAGGAUGUUCAGUUCCAAUUUAAUCGUGAUAUGAGGAAACCUCGAAUGGUAGCGGAAGUAAAACCGAUGCGCCCCAGCUACUCCGAUGUCCUAACAAAACCCGUGCCUCAAACUACAAGCAAACCGUUGAAGAGUGAUGCAAAAGAAAGUAAACCGAAGAAAGAAGGUAAAAGAAGUACUAAAAAUGAAAAGGGCCAAAAAGCUGGGAGCACCCUGAACAGGAGCAACACAAACAAUGAUAUAAAGGAUAUCUCGGCAGACAAAAUCUCGAAUCAAACCAAGGACAAAAGUAAGACUCACAAGGGGGGUCAAAUGAACAGAAAGUGGGCUUCGUUAGAUGAUAUCACCGACCCUCAAGUCGGUAAAACUGAUGACGUGAAAAAAAGGAAAGUGGAAGGCAAGGAUUCCAACAAAUUGAACGCUAGAAAGAUGAAUAAAACUGUCAACGACAUUGGUGAUAUUGAAACUGAUAAUACAAGAAGUGAGACAAUUAAUGUAACUAAAAAUGGUCUGAAGAAAAUAAACAAACCAAUGGCCAGACCAAAACUUUAUGAUUUUGGUGGUAGUGAGAAGCCUCCUGGUAAAAGGAACCAAAGAACUAGGAAGAGAGAAAAUCAUGUUCCAUUCGGUAUAGUUGGACAGAAAGUGAAGCUCUAUACUAAAGGCUGGUGGAAAAUCUUCACGGUUUUCCUGCUGUGGCUGUUUCAUUUGAUCUCUGACAUAUGUCACUUGAGUCUUCAUAUUAGCCGAGACAUGGCUGCUAUUUCAUGGACAUGGAUAUGCAUCAACUGUGCUCUUUUAGUGAACUCGACCAAUUCUUUUAUUCAAGGGAUUCCCCUAGUCGAAUGGACAAUAAACAAAUUCAAAGGUAGAAAAAAGGAAUCCACCGAUUCGCAGAACAUAAACAUGCCAACAACUGGAGAGGAAGCUAUGAAAAGGUUGUUAGCUUGCAAAGGAAAAGACCCUUACAGCAUACUGGGAGUUUCCCCAAAUUGUACAGACGACGAUAUCAAACGGUAUUACAAACGACAGGCGUUUUUGGUUCAUCCUGAUAAGAACAAUCAGGUGGGGGCCGAAGAAGCUUUCAAGAUUUUAUCACAUGCUUUCAAUCUGAUCGGAGAUCCUGAACAGAGGACGUCUUAUGAUAGAGGUGUUGUUCAAUCUGCCCAAGUAGCCCAGGCCUGGAGCGAACUCACGGAGUUGCUGCAGCAGUUCCAGCAAAAGGUCGAAACUGCUGCCAACACGAUUAGGUGUAGUUCGUGCGGUUUCAAACACAAACGGGUGAGAAUCGACAGGCCGAGUUACGCAGCCAGAAACUGCAACACUUGUAAGAUCCACCACUCGGCCAGAGAAGGAGACAUCUGGGCGGAAGCCAGAGUUCUCGGAUUCCUCUGGCAUUACUACGCGUGCAUGGAGGGAGCCGUUUACGACAUAACGGAGUGGGCGGGAUGCCAGAAAGGUAGCAUGAAGCAACUCAAACCGGACUCCCACCACGUUCAGUAUCGGAUUUCUCUGGGGAAGCAUAACCAGCCUAGAAGACACACGCCUACUCUGCAUCCGGGCAGGCCGGACUUGGAGAAUCUGCUGAAUAGUUUUUAUGGACAGACGGAAGGUGCCCAAGGCACCCGACGUAGAAAUAAAAAAGGCUACAAGUGAAUGUGUUAAUCUCAAUAAUUAUAGACGAAUGUUUUCUUUUUUGCAAAGAAUGCUAUAUUAUAUAAUUAUAAUGCGCUUAAAGAAUAAAUAAGUUUUAAAAACUGAA